AUGUCUACUUCCCUUUUCGUCCAGGUGCACAUGAACAAAGUCGACUUUGAUUCUUUUGCAGAUGGACAGCUGAAAAGAUCAGUAGGAACCCGGAACUUGAAUAGCUGUACCGCCGUCGCGUUUGUUUCCGGAAAAGGCGUCAUUUUGGCCCAUAUAUCUCCUCUGCCCGGCCUUACGAAUGACCCUGAUGUUAGCGAGAAACAUGUGCGAGGAAAAAUGGCUGAAUUUCUAGAUCUUUAUAUAGGCAAGAAGUGUUUUCGUCUGGAGCCUAACAUCAAGAAGGCCGGGAUAUUCUGUGGAAUAUAUAUGGGACAGAUCGCUCUCCCAGAUCAAGUGAAAUUUAUCGAGUCCGUGCUUUUGGAGAACUUGGAAGACAAUCCGCGACCUAGGGUGAUUUCCUAUUUGAUCAACCCUGGUGGUCACAGCCGAGCUGCUGAGGGCAUUGUCUUCAUUGAUGGCAGACAUCCGACUCCAAAGGUGUUUGUGGAAGACACAGACCAGGGCUGGUUUUGA
Messenger RNA from Histoplasma mississippiense, 513 nucleotides. RefSeq lists its product with no specific name. NCBI's taxonomy places the organism in Eukaryota, Fungi, Ascomycota, Eurotiomycetes, Onygenales, Ajellomycetaceae. The transcript has a single exon. The record is from RefSeq and is a predicted model, not a curated record. The coding region runs from base 1 to 513 and encodes 170 amino acids.